AUGGGACACAAGAAGGAGUGCUUUCCAGACGGUACCCCCCUCGACACUCGCCCACCUCGCGUCAAGCGCAAAAAGCCCACUGCCGAUGGCCCAGCUAGUGACGAGCUCGUGACCCCGGGCGAUACCAAAGACCUCAACAACAACCAGGCGUCCACGUCCAAGAAACCCAAGCCCAUUGUUGACAAGGAUGCUCCCAAGCGCAGCGCUCGUUUUCGCAAGAAGGCUCCGAUCUCCAUUAAUGAACGUAUGGAACGUGUCAUGGCACAGCGCAUGUUCAUGGUUGAUCGCAUCGACGCUAGCAUUGGCGAUGAGCGUAUGGAGAUCUUCAAGGUCGCCGGCUCGACUGGCAACGUCUAUACUAUCACCCUUGGCUCUACCAUCAUGUCAUGCGACUGCCCCGACGCUUUGAAGGGCAAUUGCCCUUGCAAACACCUGAUCUUCAUCUUCCUGAAGGUCCUCAAGGUCCCCCGUUCGUCUCACAUUUGGUACCAGAAGGCUCUCCUCCCGGACGAAGUGGCGAUGGCCCUUAGCGCCAAGGAUACAGCCUCCGCCAGUGCGUCCAACGAGGCGCGCAAGGCGUAUCUCAGGGCUGCUGGUGCUGUUGUGACCGACGACGAUGACGCUGGUCCGUCCGAGGCUGCCCCACAGCCCAGCAACGAUGAUGGCAAGCGUCUCUCUGCUCUCGGUGACGACUGCCCCGUUUGUUUCGAAGAAAUGACCGCCGAGGAAAACGACAGGGGCCAGCUGGUGUUCGACAUGACUGCUCAAGGCUGCGGCAAGCCUCUUCACACUCAGUGUUUCAACAUGUGGUCUUCGGCAGCGCGCAAGAAGGGCGGUCCCAUUACGUGUGUGUGGUGCCGUGCUGCCUGGGAGACGCCUGCCGCUACCAAGGGUGACCCCAAUGGUCAGAUCACCACCAGCUCCAAGGGAUACGUUCUUGGCAUGAGCGGCGUGCGCGACAUCUCGUCCUACUAUCAAGGUCCCCUCCUUGGCCGCGGACGCAACCCCGAGGCCGACGGACGCUACGACUCGGACUGA
This is a messenger RNA of Apiotrichum porosum, 1038 nucleotides long. RefSeq lists its product as uncharacterized. Gene Ontology annotation, molecular function: zinc ion binding; ubiquitin protein ligase activity. Lineage: Eukaryota; Fungi; Basidiomycota; Tremellomycetes; Trichosporonales; Trichosporonaceae. The record is from RefSeq and is a predicted model, not a curated record. The transcript is spliced from 12 exons. Bases 1 to 1038 code for a protein of 345 amino acids.